Molecule: messenger RNA, 2045 nt
Organism: Pyrus x bretschneideri (Chinese white pear)
Lineage: Eukaryota; Viridiplantae; Streptophyta; Magnoliopsida; Rosales; Rosaceae
Product: splicing factor U2af large subunit B-like
Exons: 19
Coding region: 133-1767 (544 amino acids)
Biological process (GO): mRNA processing
Cellular component (GO): nuclear speck; U2-type prespliceosome; U2AF complex
Molecular function (GO): poly-pyrimidine tract binding; pre-mRNA 3'-splice site binding
Source: RefSeq, a predicted model, not a curated record
AUCAGGCCCAAUAGCGAUAGCGUCCAAUGGUACUCGCAUCGCCAGAUCGAAAGAGCGUGCAAAUCGCGAGCUUCUGGUUUCAGCGAAUUUCCAAAAUUAGGGUUCUUCUCGUUUGAAAUUCGGACUGCUACGAUGUCAGAUUACGAAGGCGUCAGCAAGCACAGUUCUCGUGGAUCAGAACGUGAGAGCUCGUGGAGAGAUCGACAGCGAGACCGAGGUCAAGAUAGAGCAAAAGAUGGUGACCGUUAUACACCGGAGUAUAAGGAUAAAAGUGGAAGAUUUGACAGAGGGAGGAACUCGUAUGAUGGCCAUCUCUGCGGUAGAAACCAAGAUUUCGACAGGCAUCGUCAUUAUGAUCAAGAUAGAGAAAGGAUGCAUAGACAUAGAUCACGGUCACGUUCUCGUUCUCGCUCAAUGGACAGAUCUCCUUCUCGUUCCUGUUCAAAGAGCAAGCGUACAAGUGGUUUUGACAUGGCACCGCCUGCUGGGUCAGUGCUGUAUAAUGCUUCCGUUUCAGAUAUUUCCCUACCAUUCGCAAUGAUGGAAUUUGUUUCUUUAUUAUUUCAUGCAGGACAACUGUCAGGUAUUCCACAAACAAUGCCUGGAGUGGUACAAAAUUCAUUUCCUUUUGGGGCAUUGCAUAUGGCUCUUCCAUUGAUGCCAGCUCAAGCCAUGACUCAGCAGGCUACAAGGCAUGCACGUUGGGUAUACGUUGGUGGGCUUCCUCCCUUGGCUAAUGAGCAGACAAUUGCCACAUUCUUUAGCCAAGUCAUGGCUGCCAUUGGAAGAAAUUCUGUUGGUUCAAUAUCUGAACUUGCAGGUGAUGCGGUUGUAAAUGUCUAUAUUAAUCAUGAGAAGAAGUUUGCAUUUGUGGAGAUGAGAACGGUUGAAGAAGCAAGUAAUGCAAUGGCAUUAGACGGGAUUAUAUUUGAGGGGGUUGCUGUGAGGGUAAGAAGGCCAACAGACUACAAUCCUACUUUAGCUGCAACACUUGGUCCUAGCCAACCAAGUCCUCACCUUAACUUGGCUGCCAUUCGUCUCACACAAGGUGCCGUUGGUGGAGUUGAGGGACCUGACCGUAUCUUUGUGGGUGGGUUACCUUACUACUUCACUGAAGCUCAGAUUAGAGAAUUGCUUCAAUCCUUUGGACCUCUCCGUGGUUUUGACCUCGUGAAGGAUAAUGAUACAGGAAACUCUAAAGGAUAUGGAUUCUGUGUUUAUCAGGAUCCAACUGUGACAGACGUUGCCUGCGGUGCUCUCAACGGCUUAAAAAUGGGUGAUAAAACUUUAACCGUCCGGCGUGCUAGUGCCAGCAACGGGCAGUCUAAAACAGAGCAAGAAAACAUCUUGGUACAGGCACAACAGCAUUUAGCCAUGCAGAAAAUGGCCAUGCGGGUUGUUGACUUGAAUCUUCUAGGAGCUGGAAUGGCAACCAUGGCGAGUGGUGAGACACCCACUAAAGUCCUGUGCUUGACUGAGGCGAUUACUGCUGAUCAACUGGGAGACGAUGAAGAGUAUGUCGAAAUAUUAGAAGACAUGAGGGAUGAAUGCAGCAAAUUUGGAACUCUUGUGAAUGUUGUUAUUCCUCGUGCGGAUCAAGGCGGAGAACAGAUUCCAGGUGUUGGGAAGGUGUUCUUGGAAUAUACGGAUAUUGGGGGUUGCGCCAAUGCGAAGAAUGUACUCGGUGGGAGAAAAUUCGGAGGUAACACAGUCAAUGCCGUUUACUAUCCAGAAGAGAAAUACUAUAUCAGGGACUACAGUGCAUAAGAGUACUAAGCCCCCGGCCUAGGUUUUUAUCGUUUUUGUUGCAAUGUAAAAUAGCUGUACGUUCCAAAGCGAACUUUCGGAUGUCGGUAAUGGUUGCUCAGGGAACCGAUGGCGUGCUAGUAUAAUCGACGACUGCCUUUCCCGGCCUUCGUUCUCUUGAUGUUUUGAUGAUGGCUUGGUUUUUUGGCCAUUUAGGUUGGUUUGUAUUAGUAUGGAAGUGUACAUACCGUUUAAUAUACUUCUCAGAGAUUAAUAGUGGUCUUCUCAUUUGCAUAGCA